Prorocentrum cordatum is the source of this 899-nucleotide messenger RNA. Lineage: Eukaryota; Dinophyceae; Prorocentrales; Prorocentraceae. The record is from the annotation of a GenBank genome assembly.
GAACAUUUGUUUCGUUCUUAGAACGUUUUCGGGUUCUACGAACAUGUCGUGGUAGGCCUGUAGGAAUGCCGGAACGGUCCGUCCCUGCUCAACUCCUGGGUCUGGGCAUACGGCGCCCUUCCGGUAGCAUCCCAGCAUCGAUGGCGGCCUGCCGCGUCCUGGCGCUGUCCGCCCUCGCCUCCACGUGCGCCGGCCUGGCGCAGAAGAAGGACGACGUCCUCGUGACUCACAAUCUGACCAUCUGCAACGGGUACGCGGACCGCAAGCCCCUCAGCGUCUAUGCGAUGACCAAUAAGGCCAAGCUCACGGAGAACCCCCUGGAGUACAAGGUGUGCAAGCUGAUCUCGCUGGAGAUGGGCGAGGGCGAGCGCCUGGACUUCAAGCUGGGCGGCCUCAGCGUGGGCACGUUCCGCGCGGCCGGCCUGCCCUACACGCCCUCGAACCUGCUGCUGGUGCCGUUCCACAAGGACACCAAGACGAUGUCCGCCGCCUUCGCCUCCCACGCGUUUUCCUCGCUGGAAGGGAGCCAGGAGCGCAAGCUGGACGCCGCUGCCAACACCAGGCAUCCAGGAUCGAGGUGCAUCACUCUCGGGGCUCUGGAGGUCUCCGUGGGCCCCCAGGAACCGCUCAGGAUCUUCGUGGAGUGUCUGUCGAUGGACAGGUACGUGGUGAUGCGCGUCGGCAGCGAGGCAGAUGGCCACGAGGAGGACCUCGUGCUCUCCGCGGCCACGGGCAGCGACUUCGCGCGGGAGCCGGGGGCUCUGGAGUCUCUGGAGUUCCUGGAGCGUGUCUCGUACAGCCCAGAUGCCGAAAACGAGGAUGGCAGCGGCUCCCUCCGGUCGGGCCUCGGCGCCGUGGCCCUGCUGGCCGCGGCGGUCGCCGCCCUGGCCGCGGCGUGA